AAUUCCAUUUGGGAGCAAGAGCUAUCUACUCCUCCGUUACCGGCCUUCCCACCAUGGAUUGCCAAGAAAAUGAGUACUGGGACCAAUGGGGACGGUGUGUCACCUGCCAACGGUGUGGUCCUGGACAGGAGCUAUCCAAGGAUUGUGGUUAUGGAGAGGGUGGAGAUGCCUACUGCACAGCCUGCCCUCCUCGCAGGUACAAAAGCAGUUGGGGCCACCACAGAUGUCAGAGUUGCAUCACCUGUGCUGUCAUCAAUCGUGUUCAGAAGGUCAACUGCACAGCUACCUCUAAUGCUGUCUGUGGGGACUGUCUGCCCAGGUUCUACCGAAAGACACGCAUUGGAGGCCUGCAGGAGCAAGAGUGCAUCCCGUGCACGAAGCAGACUCCCACCUCUGAAGUUCAAUGUGCCUUCCAGUUGAGCUUAGUGGAGGCAGAUGCACCCACAGUGCCCCCUCAGGAGGCUGCACUUGUUGCACUGGUGAGCAGCCUGCUAGUGGUGUUUACCCUGGCCUUCCUGGGGCUCUUCUUCCUCUACUGCAAGCAGUUCUUCAACAGACAUUGCCAGCGUGAGAAAUUGAUUAUUUUCCCUGAUCCAGUACCAGGUAGCCUCAAUCUGAUACCCGAAUGUGCAGGAGGUUCGCUGAAGUUUCAGGCUGAUAAAACAGCAGAGGAGGAAUCUCUCUUCCCCAUGGCACCCAGCAAGGAGACCAGUCCUGAGUCCCAAAUGAGUGAGAGCAUCUUUCAGACCCAGCCACUUAACCCUAUCCUCGAGGAUGACUGCAGCUCGACUAGUGGCUUCCCCACACAGGAUUCCUUUACCACGGCCUCCUGCGCCUCAGAGAGCCACUCCCACUGGGUCCACAACCCCAUCGAAUGCACAGAGCUGGACCUGCAAAAGUUUUCCAGCUCUGCCUCCUAUACUGGAGCUGAGACCUUGAGGGGAAACACAACCGAAAGCACUGGAGACAGACUGGAGCUCAAUGUGAACUUUGAAGUUCCCAGCCCUUAA
Mandrillus leucophaeus (drill) is the source of this 1010-nucleotide messenger RNA. RefSeq names its product ectodysplasin A2 receptor (gene EDA2R). Gene Ontology annotation, molecular function: tumor necrosis factor receptor activity; protein binding. Gene Ontology annotation, biological process: tumor necrosis factor-mediated signaling pathway; positive regulation of canonical NF-kappaB signal transduction; positive regulation of JNK cascade. The transcript is spliced from 7 exons. Gene Ontology annotation, cellular component: plasma membrane. Bases 54 to 1010 code for a protein of 318 amino acids. The record is from RefSeq and is a predicted model, not a curated record. NCBI's taxonomy places the organism in Eukaryota, Metazoa, Chordata, Mammalia, Primates, Cercopithecidae.